AUGCGAGCUGUUAUACAACGUGUGACUAAAGCUGCUGUGUUCGUUGAUGGUCAGUUGGAAUCAUCAAUUAACCGAGGAAUUUGUGUACUUCUGGCUAUAAGCAGAGAGGAUACUGCUGAUGAUGUGCAAUAUAUGAUAAGAAAGUUGCUAGGUAUCCGAAUUUUUCCAAAUGUUGACAGUGGUAAAAGAUGGGAUAAAAGUGUCAAAGAUUUAGAACUUGAAAUAUUAUGUGUUAGCCAGUUUACGCUAUGUAGCAUAUUAAAAGGCAAUAAACUGGACUUUCAUCGGUCAAUGGAUCCUCUAAAGUCACAACAGUUCUAUCAAAGUUUUUUGGAACAGCUGAAAAAAGCGUAUACACCAGAACGGAUAAAGGAUGGUCGUUUUGGUGCAAUGAUGAAUGUUCAGAUUGAAAACGAUGGACCAGUUACAUUAAUUUUGGAUAGCAAAUCUAGAGACGAUUAG
Messenger RNA from Thelazia callipaeda (thelaziosis nematode), 462 nucleotides. The record is from the annotation of a GenBank genome assembly. NCBI's taxonomy places the organism in Eukaryota, Metazoa, Nematoda, Chromadorea, Rhabditida, Thelaziidae.